GUUCUGUUCAUAUGAGUUGAAUAGCAUCGUGACAUUUUAGAGUACCAAAAAAAUAAGAGUCAGCUGUCAACUCGUUCUUGUUUGUUGUGCAUCACCUGAAUUGUUAAUUUCAUUAUUGCAGUGACUACAGUCCUCGGUUUUGUUCCAACGAAAUGGAUUUCCAAAAUCGUGCCGGUGGCAAAACCGGUGGAGGAGGCGUUGCAUCAUGGUCAGAGACGAAUCGAGAUCGUCGUGAACGAUUGCGACAAUUGGCCUUGGAAACGAUCGACUUGAACAAAGAUCCGUACUUCAUGAAGAACCACUUGGGUUCGUACGAAUGCAAACUGUGUCUGACGCUGCACAAUAAUGAGGGCAGUUACUUGGCCCACACACAAGGCAAAAAGCAUCAAGCCAAUUUGGCUAGACGUGCUGCAAAAGAGGCAAAAGAAGCGCCGACAAUGUUACAACCGGAGAAGCCGCGAGUCGAACCGAAGAAGUUCGUGAAAAUCGGACGACCAGGAUACAGAGUGACCAAGCAACGAUGCCCUGAAACCGGACAACAGAGUCUGCUCUUUCAAAUCGAUUAUCCGGAAAUAUCCGACAACAUCAUUCCGCGGCAUCGUUUCAUGUCUGCCUACGAGCAAAAAAUGGAGCCACCAGAUCGUAAGUGGCAGUACUUGCUAUUUGCAGCCGAACCAUACGAAACGAUUGCGUUCAAGGUGCCCAGCCGAGAAGUGGAGAAGACGGAAGGCAAAUUCUGGACACAUUGGAAUAGGGACACGAAACAGUUUUUCCUGCAGUUCUCAUUCCGAUUAGAGGCACCGAAAAUGAUUCCACCGCCUCCGCCCAACCUUCGCAACUUACACGUUGGCAUGCCGAACGUUAUGCCACCAAGGCCGCCAAUGUACCAAAAUCCACCACCGAUGGGACAGAUGUAGAAUCCUACCGAAAUUUAUGAAAUAAAAGCGUCAGCGCCGUGUCACAUUA
Bradysia coprophila is the source of this 966-nucleotide messenger RNA. It is a transcript of the gene Sf3a2, whose product is annotated as splicing factor 3a subunit 2. Gene Ontology annotation, biological process: spliceosomal complex assembly. Gene Ontology annotation, cellular component: U2-type prespliceosome; U2 snRNP; nucleus. Lineage: Eukaryota; Metazoa; Arthropoda; Insecta; Diptera; Sciaridae. Gene Ontology annotation, molecular function: zinc ion binding; nucleic acid binding. The record is from RefSeq and is a predicted model, not a curated record.